Fukomys damarensis (Damara mole-rat) is the source of this 4265-nucleotide messenger RNA. RefSeq names its product SID1 transmembrane family member 1 (gene Sidt1). The transcript is spliced from 26 exons. Bases 325 to 2370 code for a protein of 681 amino acids. NCBI's taxonomy places the organism in Eukaryota, Metazoa, Chordata, Mammalia, Rodentia, Bathyergidae. Gene Ontology annotation, cellular component: membrane. The record is from RefSeq and is a predicted model, not a curated record.
AGGGGCGCCGAUUUCGAUCGCGUGUACAGCGGGGUGGUGAGCCUCAGCACCGAGAGCAUCUACUCCUUCAACUACACCAGCCAGCCCGGCCAGGUGACUGCUGUGCGAGUGUAUGUGAACAGUUCCUCUGAGAACCUUGACUAUCCAGUCCUCGUUGUGGUUCGUCAACAGAAAGAGGUGCUGUCUUGGCAGGUUCCUCUGCUCUUCCAAGGGUUACACCAAAGGAGCUACAGCUACCAGGAAGUCAGCCGCACUUUAUGUCCUUCAAAAGCAACCAAUGAAACAGGACCCCUGAAGCAACUGAUAUUUGUAGAUGUGGCAUCCAUGGCACCACUUGGUGCCCACUACAAACUGCUGGUCACCAAGAUCAAGCACUUCCAGCUCCGGACAAAUGUUGCCUUUCAUUUUACUGCCAGCCCCUCUCAACCUCAGUUUUUUCUAUACAAAUUUCCCAAAGAUGUGGACUCAGUCGUCAUUAAAGUGGUGUCUGAAAUGGCUUAUCCAUGCUCCGUUGUCUCAGUCCAGAACAUCAUGUGCCCAGUGUAUGAUCUUGACCACAAUGUGGAAUUUAAUGGUGUCUAUCAGUCCAUGACCAAGAAAGCUGCCAUCACACUGCAGAAGAAGGAUUUUCCUGGAGAGCAGUUCUUCGUGGUGUUUGUGAUAAAACCUGAAGACUAUGCCUGUGGAGGAUCUUUCUUCGUCCAGGAAAAUGAGAAUCAGACCUGGAAUCUGCAACGAGCAAAGAACCUUAAAGUAACCAUCGUUCCUUCCAUUAAAGGAUCUGUUUAUGUGAAAUCCAGUCUUUUCAGUAUCUUUAUCUUCUUGUCCUUCUACGUGGGAUGUCUGCUUGUUGUGUUUGUUCAUUAUGUGAGGUUUCAUAGGAAAUCCAUCGAUGGAAGCUUUGGUUCCAAUGACGGCUCUGGAAAUAUAGCAGUGUCCCAUCCCAUUGCUGCCAGCACACCUGAAGGGAGCAAUUAUGGAGCAAUAGAUGGGUCAACCUCUAACCCUGGAAGGCAGAUGUCCUCCUCUGAUGGUGGGCAGCCGUGCCCGUCAGACACAGACAGCUCCGUGGAGGAGAGUGACUUUGACACCAUGCCAGAUAUUGAGAGUGACAAAAAUGUCAUCCGGACCAAGAUGUUCCUUUACCUGUCAGAUCUGUCCAGGAAAGACCGGAGAAUUGUAAGCAAAAAAUACAAGAUUUAUUUUUGGAAUAUCAUCACAAUUGCUGUGUUUUAUGCACUUCCUGUGAUCCAGCUGGUCAUCACCUACCAGACAGUGGUAAAUGUCACUGGCAACCAGGAUAUCUGUUACUACAACUUCCUUUGUGCUCAUCCCUUGGGUGUCCUAAGUGCCUUCAACAAUAUUCUCAGUAACCUGGGCCAUGUACUUCUGGGCUUCCUCUUCCUGCUAAUAGUCUUGCGCCGGGACAUUCUUCAUCGAAGGGCCCUGGAAGCCAAAGACAUCUUUGCUAUGGAGUACGGGAUUCCCAAACACUUUGGUCUCUUCUAUGCUAUGGGCAUCGCACUGAUGAUGGAAGGGGUGCUCAGUGCUUCUUACCAUGUCUGCCCUAAUUACUCCAAUUUCCAAUUCGACACCUCCUUCAUGUACAUGAUUGCGGGCCUCUGCAUGCUGAAGCUCUAUCAGACCCGUCACCCAGACAUCAACGCCAGCGCCUACGCUGCCUAUGCCUCCUUCGCUGUGGUCAUCAUGCUCACCGUCCUUGGAGUGGUAUUUGGGAAAAAUGACGUGUGGUUCUGGGUCAUCUUCUCCGCCAUCCAUAUUCUGGCCUCUUUGGCCCUCAGCACCCAGAUCUACUACAUGGGUCGUUUCAAGAUAGAUGUGUCUGACACAGAUUUGGGGAUUUUCCGGCGGGCCGCUAUGGUGUUCUACACGGACUGUAUCCAGCAGUGCAGCCGGCCUCUCUACAUGGAUAGAAUGGUAUUGCUGAUUGUGGGGAAUCUGGUAAACUGGUCCUUCGCCUUCUUUGGAUUGAUCUAUCGGCCCAGGGACUUUGCAUCCUACAUGCUGGGCAUCUUCAUCUGCAACCUGCUGCUGUAUCUGGCCUUCUACAUCAUCAUGAAGCUGCGCAGCUCUGAGAAGGUCCUCCUCGUGCCCCUCUUCUGCAUCGUGGCCACUGUGGUGGUGUGGGCUGCCGCCCUUUAUUUUUUCUUCCAGAAUCUCAGCAGCUGGGAGGGAACCCCCGCGGAAUCCAGAGAGAAGAACCGCGAGUGCCUCCUGCUGGAUUUCUUUGAUGACCAUGACAUCUGGCACUUCCUCUCUGCCACUGCGCUAUUCUUCUCAUUCUUGGUUUUAUUAACUUUGGAUGACGACUUGGAUAUGGUUCGGAGAGACCAGAUCCCUGUCUUCUGAGCCUCCAGUGUUAAAGGGGAGAGCAGCCCAUCGUGGUGCUGUUUUGUGAAAAAUGCAGUGCGCUCAGUGACAUACCCACUGCCUCAUGUUCCACUCGCCUUUAGGUUUGUGUUCACAAGAAGGGGAGAAGAUGGGGAGAGCCCAGCCUGCGAGGAAGGUCAGGGCUAUGGAUGGAGGCAAAGCUGGGGGACUGAGAAACAGCCAACCUGCUGGCAACCUUGAAAGUUAACCAAGGACAAAGCUGCAACACAGUCAGCUCCCCACCUGGGACCUUCCCACCCUCACCUGACACUUGUCAGCAUGUGGCUGUUCUCCCCUCCAUCCACCACGCCCACUUGUACUUGCCACCCAAGAAUUCCAGCAUGGCCACAUUCACACCUCUGUUCCACCCACUGCUCUAGAUGACCAAAGGCCAUCUCAUUUCUCUGGGCCCCUAGGAGGACCUGACUCCUCAGAGUAUGGUGCAAAGGUGGACCCAAGCCCCACCCAGCUGGGAUAGACGUCAUGGCAGGUUCCGGACACAUUAGGAGGGCUGAGGACUAGGUGUUAUCAUACGGUCCUCUGAACAGGUAACCAACCCUGAGACCAAGGCCGGGGUGCUUGCCUUUUUCUUAGUGUCUUCAUUUCACCACCGUGUGUUAACCCCAUCUCUCUGCCUCUACCUUCGUGGAAAGGCCCUGUAAUUCCAUGGACCUGCUGGGCUACAAGAUGGGAGGGGAAAUGGGAAUCAUUCUUCUGGUGCAAAAGAUAUAAAAUAAAUGACCGACAGCUCAAGGAGACUAGAAACACCAGCAUCCAGCGGACCAGCCUCACUUUCGGGACUGAGGUUCCUGGAGCAAAUUCAGCAAAGGAACAGCACUUGGCUUCCAGUUUCCACAGCUCAAUUCUGUGCCCACAUCACCUCUGACAGAGAGAUUUGAUCUCUAACCGGGGGGCUACUCUAAGGCCCUCCACAACUGAGCCCUUUCCUGUCUCUUAUGUGGACCAGGGUUCCAGAUUUUCUCCCUGACAUUCUCAGAGGCACCUCAGGAUGAACACAUUUUCCUCUGCCUCUCUUGUUGUAAAGAGCACCGGUAAUUUAGUCUUGUGUCUUCUUGCACCUGAUUCUCCUUCUACCCCAAGUAAGGUUGUGAGAAGCUCGGAGUCCCAUUUGCAGUCUCACACUGUCUGGCACUUCUGUCUCCAAAGAGCCCCACUUUGACAGAGCUCCCUCGCUGCCUGGAGUACGAGGUCAUCAGCAAACAGAUGUUCAAAUGUGUGCAUACAUACAUACUUGCUUGUGAAAUUGAAGUCAUUUCUCACCUCUGCUUCCCUGACCAUUCGUCAGAGAAAUGAAUCAGGCAUUCUUCCUUUAAAAAUUAGUUUUCUCCCAUAUAUUCCCAUCAUGUUCAAAAACAUAUUUUGGAAGUUUGUUCAAAUUGUUCAGUAAGCUUUUCCUGAUUUUAAAAACACAAAGAUGCUAUCUAUGAAAUAUUUUGCGUGCUUUUUCCAAAAUGCCCCAUUUAUAAAUAGGUCUUCUAUUAUUUAUUCCUGAGUAACUGUUGGCUUCCUUGAUGGUGCACACCUAUAAUACCAGCACUCUAAUCCUCCUAGCACAGAAGAAUUUCUUUGAGCUCAAUUUUGGCCUGGGCUCACAGUGAGUUCAAAGCCAGUCUGGACUACACAGUAAAACCAAAAUAAAGUAAUAUAAAAUAAAAAUUGUUGGUUUCCAUAGGCCACAUGAAGGCCGCCAUUAAAUGUUUGUGUUAAUUUAACACCUAAAGGCAUUUUCAAAACUGUUUGUCACUUACUUGACCCAAUUCUUUUAAGGCACUCAUGGUUUCUAAUCUAAAAGGGCCCACUAGCUGGGCGUGGUAGUGCACGCCUAUAAUUUUAGCAGUUGGGAGGCUGAGACA